AUGUUCCCAUUGAAGUCACUCAACUUUCUAAGACCCUACACCCUCUCCGAGCCACCACCCCCUCCCCCAGCUACACCCUCUCCGAGCCACCACCCCCUCCCCCAGCUACACCCUCUCCUAGCCACCACCCCCUCCCCAAGCUACACCCACUCCGAGCCACCACCCCCCUCCCCUAGCUAUACGCUCUCCGAGCCACCACCACCCCCAGCUACACCCUCUCCGAGCCACCCCCUCCCCCAGCUACACCCUCUCCGAGCCACCACCACCCCAGCUACACCCUCUCCGAGCCACCCCCUCCCCCAGCUACACCCUCUCCGAGCCCCCAACCCUCCCCCAGCUACACCCUCUCCGAGCCACCCCCUCCCCCAGCUACACCCUCUCCGAGCCACCACCCCCUCCCCCAGCUACACCCUCUCCGAGCCACCACCCCCUCCCCAAGCUACACCCACUCCGAGCCACCACCCACCCUCCCCCAGCUACACCCUCUCCGAGCCACCCCCUCCCCCAGCUACACCCUCUCUGAGCCCCCUCCUCCAGCUACACCCUCUCCGAGCCACCCCCCCCCCCUCCCCAGGCAGGAACCCAGAGGCAGGAACCCAGAGGCAGCAACCCAGAGGCAGGAACCCAGAGAGGCAGGAACCCAGAGGCAGCAACCCAGAGGCAGCAACCCAGAGGCAGGAACCCAGAGGCAGGAACCCAGAGGCAGCAACCCAGAGGCAGGAACCCAGAGGCAGCAACCCAGAGGCAGGAACCCAGAGGCAGCAACCCAGAGGCAGGAACCCAGAGGCAGGAACCCAGAGGCAGGAACCCAGAGGCAGGAACCCAGAGGCAGCAACCCAGAGGCAGGAACCCAGAGGCAGCAACCCAGAGGCAGCAACCCAGAGGCAGCAACCCAGAGGCAGGAACCCAGAGGCAGCAACCCAGAGGCAGCAACCCAGAGGCAGCAACCCAGAGGCAGCAAUCCAGAGGCAGCAACCCAGAGGCAGCAACCCAGAGGCAGGAACCCAGAGGCAGCAACCCAGAGGCAGGAACCCAGAGGCAGGAACCCAGGGGCAGGAACCCAGAGGCAGCAACGCAGAGGCAGCAACCCAGAGGCAGCAACCCAGAGGCAGCAACCCAGAGGCAAUGUAA
This is a messenger RNA of Oncorhynchus gorbuscha (pink salmon), 1131 nucleotides long. Its product is annotated as extensin-like. The transcript has 2 exons. Bases 1 to 1131 code for a protein of 376 amino acids. The record is from RefSeq and is a predicted model, not a curated record. NCBI's taxonomy places the organism in Eukaryota, Metazoa, Chordata, Actinopteri, Salmoniformes, Salmonidae.